Molecule: messenger RNA, 798 nt
Organism: Cariama cristata (Red-legged seriema)
Lineage: Eukaryota; Metazoa; Chordata; Aves; Cariamiformes; Cariamidae
Product: histone-lysine N-methyltransferase SETMAR
Exons: 1
Cellular component (GO): nucleus
Molecular function (GO): zinc ion binding; protein binding; histone H3K9 methyltransferase activity
Source: RefSeq, a predicted model, not a curated record
UAUAGCCCAGACAGCGUGGCUGGAGCAGACGGAGACAUUGACCCCACUGAAAUCGCCUUCCCAGGAUGUUCUUGUCGUACCAGCUCCUGUGUGGUUCACACGUGCUCGUGUCUUUGCCGUGGUGAAAAUUACAACAGUUUGUGCCUCAGGCCUACAGCCGAAGAGGAGGAGUACGCCAGGCCCAUUUUUGAGUGCAAUGCCAUGUGCCAGUGUGGUGAAUCCUGUCAAAACAGGGUUGUUCAGAGGGGUUUGCAAUUCAGACUUGAGGUGUUCAAGACUGAGAAGAAAGGGUGGGGUCUUCGCACUCUGGAAUUCAUAGCUAAAGGAAGAUUUGUUUGUGAAUAUGCUGGUGAAGUUUUAGGCUUUAAUGAGGCACGUAGAAGAAUUCAGGCCCAGACAUCAAAGGAUUCGAACUAUAUUAUAGCGGUGAGGGAGCACCUCCAUAACGGUCAGAUAAUGGAGACAUUUGUUGACCCUACAUACAUUGGUAACGUAGGCAGAUUCCUGAAUCAUUCUUGUGAACCAAAUUUAUUUAUGGUGCCAGUUCGAGUUGACUCAAUGGUGCCUAAACUGGCACUUUUUGCAGCCACUGAUAUUUCUGCUGGAGAGGAACUUUCCUAUGAUUAUUCUGGAAGAUUUCGUAAUUUACCAGUAACUAACAGAGAACAAAAAUCUUUAGAGGAAGGUAACAGAUUGAGAAAACCUUGCUACUGUGGUUCCCGCACAUGUGCUUCCUUCUUACCUUGGGACAGCUCCCUCUUUUCCAAACCAGAGACUUGUUCAGGGAGCUCUCUGUAG